This is a messenger RNA of Penicillium soppii, 339 nucleotides long. RefSeq lists its product as uncharacterized. Lineage: Eukaryota; Fungi; Ascomycota; Eurotiomycetes; Eurotiales; Aspergillaceae. The transcript has a single exon. The coding region runs from base 1 to 339 and encodes 112 amino acids. The record is from RefSeq and is a predicted model, not a curated record.
AUGCCCUUCACCUUUGAUUCAGAAGCUGUUUGUGGUAUCAAACUGACUACUUCCGCCGGUGUCCUGGUAGCGGCUGCUACUUCUGCUUCUACUGCUACCACUGCUACUACUGCUGCCGUCGAUGCUACCACCACUGGCGACUCCAAGUCCUCAAGUGCACCUGCCUCUACUACUUCAGCGGCAUCUUCGACUGUUACCUCAGGGACUUCUUCUGCAGGAAACCAAACGACCUCAGGCACUUCGGCGCCGACUCCUACUACCAAUGGUGCGCCAGGAAAGGCAGCCAUCUGGAACGCCGUCAUGAUCCUAGUUGGUGUGUCCGCUGCAUCAAUGUGGUGA